GCGGCGGGAGGGCGGCCGUUAGGAAAAUGGCGCCGUGCGGCCCGGGGCAGACACCCGGCACUGGCCGCCGCCGCCGCCUUCCUGGCGCAGCUGCUGUGUCACGGCCACACCGGCCGGCUGUACAGCAGCCAGGAGCCGGUGAACAUUCUGGAGGCGGAUGGGGUUAAGGACCUGCUUGGGAACUGGUCGGGCGCCUGGGUGGUGGAGUUCUACUGGUCGUGGGGCGGCCCCUGUGUCAACUCUGGGGCCACCUGGAAGGUACUGGGCCCGGGAGGUGAAAGGGCCACCAGAAGCCUUCUCAGUACUCUACAAGUGACUUCACCAACAUCCUGUACAACUUCAACAUGAUGUCCCAACUCCUUUAUUCAAUGGUGUGAACAAUUAAGACUAUUUGAAAAUCUGAAGACUGAAGUUUCAAAAUCAAUGGAUGGAAGGCUUAUGUCCGAAACAUUGACUCUCCUGCUCCUCGGAUGCUGCCUGACCUGCUGUUUUGCCAGCGCCACAUUUUUUGACUGACUCUCCAGCGUCUGCAGUCCUCACUUUGUUGUUAAUUUCUGACAGUCACUCAAUCCAUCGGGACCACAACAAUUUUUGACUGAAUUCUGUGAGAGGGAUCAACACUUUUUGGUUCCUGUUUGAGGACGUUUUCAACAUCAGGUGGGACUGGACGAGAGACCCCACUGUUGAAGCACACUGUGUGUGGAGCCUGAAACAGUUAUACAGCCAGCGAAGGGGAUUUCACGGCAGGGAGGGGCUCUACACGUGUUUGUGUGCAGCUGAAGCUGUGGCCAUGGAGAAUCCUGAGGAAUCCCGCCCUGUGGAGAAACCGUGGAAGUGUGGGGACUGUGGGAAAGGCUUCCGUGUCCCGUCUACCCUGGAGACUCAUCGGCGCUGUCACACCGGGGAGAGGCCAUUCCCCUGCACUGACUGCGGGAAGGCCUUCAGAGAUUACUUCCACCUGCUGAGGCACCAGCGGAGCCACACGGGGGAAAAACCCAUCAGCUGCCCAGAUUGUGGGAAGGCCUUCAUAUUUUUCUCUGCCCUGUUGGCCCACCAGCGGGUCCACACAGGAGAGAAGCCGUUCAGCUGCCCAGAGUGUGGGAAGGCCUUCAGGUAUUCCUCCAACCUGCUGACCCACCAGCGUAUCCACACCGGGGAGAGACCGUACACCUGCCCUCAGUGCAGAAAGAGCUUCACCUGCUCCUCCAACCUGCGGAGCCACCAGCGGAUCCACACCGGGGAGAGGCCCUUCAGCUGCCCUGAGUGUGGGAAGGCCUUUCACGAUUCCUCCACCCUGCUGACCCACCAGCGGAUCCACACCGGGGAGAGACCCUUCAGCUGCCCCGAAUGCAGGAAGGGUUUCAACUGCUCCUCCCACCUGCGGAGCCACCAGCGGAUUCACACAAGGGAGAGGCUCUUCACUUGCUCUCAGUGCGGGAAGGCCUUCAGCUAUUCCUCCACGCUGCUGAUCCACCAGCGGAUACACACCGGGGAGAGACCAUACACCUGCCCUCACUGCGGGAAGGGCUUCACCUGCUCCUCCAACCUGCGGAGACACCAGCGAGUUCACACUCAUCGGCGCUGUCACACCGGGGAGAGGCCAUUCCCCUGCACUGACUGCGGGAAGGCCUUCAGAGAUUACUUCCACCUGCUGAGGCACCAGCGGAGCCACACGGGGGAAAAACCCAUCAGCUGCCCAGAUUGUGGGAAGGCCUUCAUAUUUUUCUCUGCCCUGUUGGCCCACCAGCGGGUCCACACAGGAGAGAAGCCGUUCAGCUGCCCAGAGUGUGGGAAGGCCUUCAGGUAUUCCUCCAACCUGCUGACCCACCAGCGUAUCCACACCGGGGAGAGACCGUACACCUGCCCUCAGUGCAGAAAGAGCUUCACCUGCUCCUCCAACCUGCGGAGCCACCAGCGGAUCCACACCGGGGAGAGGCCCUUCAGCUGCCCUGAGUGUGGGAAGGCCUUUCACGAUUCCUCCACCCUGCUGACCCACCAGCGGAUCCACACCGGGGAGAGACCCUUCAGCUGCCCCGAAUGCAGGAAGGGUUUCAACUGCUCCUCCCACCUGCGGAGCCACCAGCGGAUUCACACAAGGGAGAGGCUCUUCACUUGCUCUCAGUGCGGGAAGGCCUUCAGCUAUUCCUCCACGCUGCUGAUCCACCAGCGGAUACACACCGGGGAGAGACCAUACACCUGCCCUCACUGCGGGAAGGGCUUCACCUGCUCCUCCAACCUGCGGAGACACCAGCGAGUUCACGUGCCAUCGCAGGGAGAUUGAAGGAGUGACGGCCGAGUGCCAUUAUCGAUUGGAAUAUCAACCCGGUUCCGGGGACUCCCGGGUUUGAAUCCUGCCACGACAGAUGGCAGAAUUGGUAUUCGGUCAGAAAUGUGGAGUUGGGAAUUUAACGAUGAGACCGUUUCAGGGAGGGGGUGGUAGGGGGAGAAAGCCCCCAUCUGAUUCCCUCUCUCCCUUGUUAGGGAAGGGAACCCCCAUUGUGGGAAAGGAUACACUCAGUCGUUCCAGCUGCAUCCUUUACCCGGUCUGGCCUACACGUGACUCCAGACCCACAGCAGUCUGGUUGACUCCACACUGCCCUCCCCCCACUGGCAAAGGAGCGGGGAGAAACUUAGUUGGAGACAGGGUAUGGGUUGAAAUUGCUGAGUGAGGCAAUACUUCCUCCGGGUUACGGCUGAACCAAGGAUCCAAUUACAAAGGGACAACUUGGUGCUGACCAAUAGUAAAGACAGUGAGAAGGGUGGGGGGUUGGGGGAACAGGGGAGGUGUGGUGUGUGCACUUUCACCCUGAGCUGUUCAAAAAGCAACUACAUUUUCUCUGCCUUUUUGCUGGGGGGAUCUGAAGCUGUAACAAAGUUGGGUUGCAAUAAAGGUUACCUGAACUUACCACCGGGCUCAGACUCUCAUUGAAAGCUUUGAGCUCCAAGAGGUUUUUGUUUUAAAGCUGCUCAUGUCUUUCAGCCUCCUGCACUAAGUUUAGAACAUAGAACAAUCCAGCGCAGAACAGGCCCUUCGGCCCUCGAUGUUGCGCUGACCUGCGAACUAUUCUCAGCUCGUUCCCCUACACUAUCCCAAAAUCAUCCAUGCACUUAUCGAAGGAUUGUUUAAAUCUCCCUAAUGUGGCUUACCAUGCCCUUACCACUCUCUGUGUAAAGAUCUUGCCUCUGGCAUCUGUCUUAUAGCUAUCACCCCUCAAUUUGUAGUUAUGCCCUCUCUUGAAUAAGGGCACAGCAUUGGCACUCCUCCGUCGACAAUGAAGACUCAAAUAUCAAAGCCAAAGGCUCUGCUAUUUCCUCCCGAGCUUCCCAGAGAUUCCUCAGAUAAAUCCCAUUGCCUCAUCUGUACAAUCUUGCCUCAUCAACACAUAAGCCUCAUGGAACAGCAUCAUAAGACACAGAACUUGUAUCGAAAGAUCAGUGUCAUACAACUGAUAGAAUAUAUUGAACAAACUUAGAUAGUCUUCAUCUCUUAGAAUGGGUGUGGGCUUUGGUUCAU
Hemiscyllium ocellatum (epaulette shark) is the source of this 3514-nucleotide messenger RNA. RefSeq names its product zinc finger protein 420-like. NCBI's taxonomy places the organism in Eukaryota, Metazoa, Chordata, Chondrichthyes, Orectolobiformes, Hemiscylliidae. Gene Ontology annotation, molecular function: RNA polymerase II cis-regulatory region sequence-specific DNA binding; DNA-binding transcription factor activity. The coding region runs from base 791 to 2281 and encodes 496 amino acids. The transcript is spliced from 4 exons. The record is from RefSeq and is a predicted model, not a curated record. Gene Ontology annotation, biological process: regulation of transcription by RNA polymerase II.